Diprion similis is the source of this 7633-nucleotide messenger RNA. It is a transcript of the gene Ca-alpha1T, whose product is annotated as voltage-dependent T-type calcium channel subunit alpha-1G-like. Gene Ontology annotation, biological process: membrane depolarization during action potential; neuronal action potential; sodium ion transmembrane transport. Lineage: Eukaryota; Metazoa; Arthropoda; Insecta; Hymenoptera; Diprionidae. The transcript has 34 exons. The coding region runs from base 124 to 7299 and encodes 2391 amino acids. Gene Ontology annotation, cellular component: voltage-gated sodium channel complex; plasma membrane; neuron projection. The record is from RefSeq and is a predicted model, not a curated record. Gene Ontology annotation, molecular function: voltage-gated sodium channel activity; low voltage-gated calcium channel activity.
AUUUUCAAACCGUCGGGUAUUGAUGAAGGGUGCUUCAGCCGGGGAGCGAAACUUAGCGUUUUAACGAGGUCCGACGGGUCUGCGAAAGUUGGUGAAACCCGCGAUACCUGCAGGGCUUGAAUAAUGUCGGUGCACCAUUACCCUCAAGGGUAUCGAUAUCGUUCCGCCGCAAAAGGCAGCUGUGUCAACGAGAGUGUUGGUCAGGAUAAUUCGGACAGUGAUGUUGCCGAGUUGAGUGAUCUCGAGGACGGGGAGGACGAGGACGAGGACGAGGACGAGGACGAGGAUGACGAGGACGACGAGGACGAGGAUGGCGAAGAUGAUGACGACGAGAGGAAUAAUCUACCAUAUCCAGGAUUCGCUCCGAUCGCCUUACGUUAUCUGGACCAAACGACACGCCCGCGCAAUUGGUGUCUAGCUCUCAUCACAAAUCCAUGGUUUGAAAGAAUAAGCAUGAUGGUGAUCCUUCUAAAUUGCAUCACUUUGGGAAUGUACCAGCCUUGCGUCGACGACGAGUGUGUUACGAAUCGCUGCAAAAUAUUACAAAUGUUCGACGAUAUCAUCUUCGCUUUCUUCUCGUUGGAAAUGACGAUUAAAAUUGUUGCAAUGGGGGUUUACGGCAAGGGAACUUACUUGGCCGAUUCGUGGAAUAGAUUAGACUUCUUUAUAGUAGCAGCUGGAGCCUUAGAAUACUGUUUGAACGUGGAAAAUAUGAGUCUAUCCGCAAUAAGGACGAUAAGGGUACUGAGACCAUUGCGUGCAAUCAACAGGAUACCCAGUAUGAGGAUACUUGUUAUGCUGCUGUUGGACACGCUACCGAUGCUCGGAAAUGUUCUUCUUUUAUGCUUCUUUGUGUUCUUCAUAUUUGGUAUUGUAGGCGUUCAAUUGUGGGAAGGAAUCCUGAGACAACGAUGUUUUCUCAGAGCUCUUCCCAAUGUUAAAUACCCUGACAAUUUAUCCAAAUACUUUGAAUAUCAAGACCAGGAUUACAUUUGUUCACGUCCAGAUGAAAGUGGUAUGCACUCGUGCAGCAAUCUUCCACCGCAUAAAAUUGGGGACCUGAUAUGCAAUAACACAGCCUUACCAAACAGUAAUAUUACAUUUAUAAGUAAUGAUUCUUGUGUGAAUUGGAAUUUCUAUUACACAGAGUGCAAAGGGCAAGGUAACAAUCCUUUUCAAGGUACCAUAUCUUUUGACAACAUCGGACUCGCCUGGGUUGCGAUUUUCCUCGUAAUCAGCCUGGAGGGUUGGACAGACAUAAUGUAUUAUGUACAGGAUGCACAUUCGUUUUGGGAUUGGAUAUACUUUGUCCUACUGAUUGUCAUUGGAUCAUUUUUCAUGAUCAACCUUUGCUUAGUCGUAAUAGCGACACAGUUUUCGGAAACAAAAAAAAGAGAACUGGAACGUAUGAGACUCGAACGUGCCCGCUUUCACUCUACUAGCACACUAGCUUCUUCGAUAAAUACUUCUGAACCGACUACAUGCUAUGCAGAGAUUGUAAAAUACAUUGGCCAUUUGUGGCGUAGAAGUAAACGUAGAUUAAUGAAGAAAUAUCGACUUUACUUGUACACUAGACAACAAAAACGGGAACAGAAGCUACUGAGAGAGCAAAGCCCAAGUCUCUCGCGCACAGUAGCGAUUCAAAUGAACAGAUCAUCUGAUAAGAGACAACAUCACAGACGAUGUCCGUACCACAGACCGCUCGCUGAAGAUGAAGAACAAAAUGGUGGUGAAUUGGGAGUGACAAGCAGUGUAAGAGUAGUUCUAGAUCCAACUGGUAGUUUAAUGCUAGCACCUCAUGCGAGUCCAGAAACCUCCGAAGUGGAAAUUUCUGCGAAUCCCUGCCACCCAAGUCUUCAUCAUCCGCCUUCAUCUAUCUCAACUCCUGGUGAUGGCAACAUUGUUCCAACGGAGACGCACAACACUCUCGCUAGUCCGAUAUUACCCAACUUUAGGCGACGAAGUAGCGUCAUGUUCAACGACGUUGUAUUACUUCAUGGUGGCAGCGCUAAUACAUUGCCAGGCUCUGUAGCCGUGGGAGAGCGAAAUAUAUGCUCGAGUGAAAAGAUGACACAGACAGGAGAUGGAAACGUUUGGUCGACACCGCAGUCAACUUUGCAAAUACAAACUGACUUGGAACAAAACGAAGCGAUGACUUGCCAAGAACUACUUGCUCUUAGUGGUGCUCUCAGUGCUGCUCUUCCAACCGGUCAAUUAGCUCUGGAUUCUUUUCUAAAUUCAUUGACCAAAGGUAUUUCGGACCGACGUAUAGUUAUGACCGACCCGACGCAAUGGCUGAACCCUGAUGCAGACAACUGUUCUUGUUGUGAAGUACAAAAUGAUCAGCCCUGGGCAGAAGAUAAUGAUAAAUGGCAAAAGUCACAGGCUAGAAAAGUUCUCGAAGCAACAGGGAGUUGCUGCGUUUGUGUGAUUCGAUGCAUUCAGCGCUGGGUCAAGAAACUUGUGGUGAACAAGUAUUUUCAACAGGGUAUCCUUGUGGCUAUUUUGAUAAAUACCCUCAGUAUGGGCAUUGAAUACCAUAAUCAGCCAGACGAGUUGACGAUAAUUGUGGAAAUAAGUAACAUCGUAUUUUCCGCCGUUUUUGCCGUUGAAAUGCUCUUAAAAAUGAUAGCAGAAGGACCUUUCGGAUAUAUCAGUAAUGGAUUUAAUGUAUUUGACGGUGUCGUUGUUGUACUAAGUGUUAUAGAACUCUGCCAAACCUAUUACGGGGAGCGUGAAGGAAAUUCCGGCUUGAGUGUCCUUCGGACGUUCCGCCUUCUGCGCAUUUUGAAGCUUGUGCGCUUCUUGCCCAAUCUUCGCCGGCAGCUGUUCGUCAUGCUUAGGACGAUGGAUAACGUCGCGAUAUUUUUUUCCCUUUUAAUCCUUUUCAUCUUUAUAUUCAGCAUCCUAGGGAUGUACCUGUUCGGGGGUAAGUUUUGCAUGUGGGUGGACCGGAGUCGGCCCUGCACCUGUAUCGAAGUGGUCUCGCACGACCCAAAGUGUCGCUGUGAUCGCAAACACUUCAACGACAUCCUGUGGGCCACUGUUACCGUUUUCCAGAUUCUUACCCAAGAAGAUUGGAACGUAGUGUUGUUCAAUGGAAUGCAGAAAACAUCUCACUGGGCAGCAUUAUACUUUGUAGCAUUGAUGACAUUUGGUAACUACGUUCUCUUUAAUCUGUUGGUCGCGAUUCUGGUUGAAGGCUUUUCUUCCGAGAGAAAUGAACGGCGGGAGAGAGAACAACGAGAAAUGGCACGGCUGGCUGCAAAGGAAGCUGGAAUCAGCAGUGAUGGAGAUUCAUCAAGAGUUUCUCAAUCACAUUCAGUAUCUGACAGUGAUACCUAUACACAGGAUCAAAAGAACUCUUGGCAAAGUGUAGAGGAAUUACGUAAGUGCAAAGACAACUGUAGCAAGGACAAGCAGAACACGAUAUGGAGACAUCCAAUAAAUGAGCCUAAAUGCAACAUCCAAAAAGAAAGUAAAAUGAUGGGCAUACAGCCGCCUGUAAUCACCCAUACAGCUGCUACUCCUCAAGACUCUCCUAAUACAACGCUAGAUACUGGAUACAGAGAGUUUAGUUGCCGUUCCACAAAUCCAAGUCUUUCAAUUGAAUCAAUCGAUCGAUCCGCUAGUCAAUGCAGCAUACCUGGCUUACUUAAGCCAAUGGAUAACAAAUUCGCAACUAACAAUCUGGCUCCAAAUCAACUUUCAAGGCGGAUCAGUCUUGUGGCCGUUAUUAACCCGUCACCGACUCGGGAUUCUAAUCCAAGCAAUCAACGAAUACAAAGAGGGUAUUCUUGGCGAUUGUCUCGACCAUCCCUGAGACGUAAGAAAAGUCAGUGCGACGACGAUAGUCGACAGACUAUUGUUCUUAAUAACGGACGUAACACGAUGCGAUCAAAUUCUAUAAAUUAUGGCGACUAUACUAAUUGCAAUGGAGGAUACCUUUACGGGUCAAUAAGAAAUGAUACGCACUGCGAUACCCCAAAUAAUCGGAUGCACAUUGCUAAUAAUCGCAGUAUUAGCCCAAAUAAUUCUACCAAAAGUCGAAGUUCUUCGAUUGCGCAUUACACAGCUUCAAAUAUGAGGUGGAUCGGUGAUUUAUCACGUCAGAAUUCGUUGAGCAGUUACGACCAGAUGCACGUUCAAAAAACGGCGUUAGAUGAAAAUGCAUUGAAUUCAGCUGCUAGAACCAUAAACAAUUUGUCCAUCGAAGCUAGACCUUUACCACAGAUCAAACAACUUUCCGAAGAAAUGGAUUCUCAACUUGACGAGCAAGCUGCACAAUCUAAUGGCAAUGGCAGCAUAUCUAGUGUUGAGAAAAUAAAAAAAAUAUUCAUGUUUUUUGAACCGAAGGGAUGUCUGAAAGAAAGGGACGAUUUCUCUUUAUAUCUUUUCGCACCACAUAAUAGGUUCCGAGAGCUCUGCCGCUGGUUUGUCGGACAAAAAUGGUUUGAUAACAUGGUCCUUCUUUUCAUAGGAUUAAAUUGCAUAACAUUAGCAAUGGAAAGACCGAAUAUACCUCCCAACAGUGGCGAGCGAAUCUUUUUAUCUUCCGCCAAUUACGUUUUUACAGCUGUCUUUGCAGCAGAGAUGUUUGUGAAGGUCGUAGCAUCUGGUAUGCUGUAUGGGUAUGAUGCUUACUUCACAUCAGGCUGGAAUAUCAUGGAUGGUUCACUGGUUAUAAUAUCCAUAGUAGAUUUACUAAUGUCUUUGAUAUCUGAAAGCAGUCCAAAGAUCUUUGGAAUUUUGAGGGUAUUUCGGUUACUGAGAUCUCUAAGGCCUCUCCGAGUAAUAAAUCGAGCUCCAGGAUUGAAAUUAGUAGUUCAAACGUUAUUAUCAUCGUUGAGACCUAUCGGAAACAUCGUGCUAAUAUGCUGCACGUUCUUUAUGAUAUUUGGAAUAUUGGGCGUACAACUCUUCAAGGGCGCAUUCUACUAUUGCGAAGGACCAGAUUUAAAAAAUGUUCGCAAUAAGACAGAUUGUCUAGCCGACAAACGAAACCAAUGGGUCAAUCGCAAAUACAAUUUUGACGAUCUAGGAAAAGCACUAAUGUCACUUUUCGUAUUAUCUUCUCGUGAUGGAUGGGUUAAUAUAAUGUACACUGGCCUGGAUGCCGUUGGUGUUGACCAACAGCCUGUAGAAAACUUUUCUGAAUGGAGACUACUCUACUUUAUUGCAUUCAUUUUGUUAGUUGGUUUCUUUGUGCUGAAUAUGUUUGUUGGGGUAGUCGUUGAGAAUUUUCACAGAUGUCGGGAGGAACAAGAAAAAGAAGAGCGUGUCAGAAGAGCUGCGAAGCGAGCUCUUCAAAUGGAGAAGAAAAGACGCAGUAAGCACUUUGGGUUUCAAGAAAUGCACGAGCCACCAUAUUACACAAAUUAUUCAAAGUCUCGACUAUUUGUUCACAAUGUUGUAACUUCAAAGUAUUUCGAUUUGGCAAUAGCAGCUGUAAUUGGUCUCAAUGUUGUAACAAUGGCAAUGGAAUUCUAUAUGAUGCCCAAAGCUCUGACUUAUGCCUUGAAAAUAUUCAACUACUUCUUCACCGCCGUUUUCAUCCUAGAAUCUUUUAUGAAACUCUUAGCUCUCGGACUGCACCUGUAUUUGAAAGACAAGUGGAAUCAGCUGGAUGUUGGGAUAGUCAUACUAUCGAUAGUAGGAAUAGUUCUUGAAGAAGUGGAAUCCAAAAUAAUACCGAUAAAUCCAACUAUAAUUCGUGUGAUGCGAGUACUACGGAUUGCAAGAGUUCUGAAACUCCUUAAAAUGGCAAAGGGUAUACGUGCCCUCCUGGACACAGUUAUGCAAGCAUUGCCCCAAGUCGGAAAUCUAGGUUUACUUUUUUUCCUUCUUUUUUUCAUAUUCGCAGCAUUGGGAGUUGAGCUCUUUGGUCGAUUAGAAUGCAGUGAUGACAUACCUUGCCAAGGAUUGGGAGAACACGCUCACUUCAGCAAUUUUGGAAUGGCCUUUCUCACUCUCUUCAGGGUAGCAACUGGCGACAAUUGGAACGGCAUUAUGAAAGACACUCUCAGAGACGAUUGCGACGAUGCAACAGAUUGCGUUAAGAAUUGUUGCGUCAGCACAAUUAUUGCACCAAUAUUUUUCGUUAUUUUCGUUCUCAUGGCACAGUUCGUUCUUGUAAAUGUCGUUGUCGCCGUAUUAAUGAAGCAUUUGGAAGAGAGUCACAAACAGAUGGAAGAUGAGCUCGAUAUGGAAACUCAACUCGAAAGAGAAUUAGCUGCUGAGCAAGAAGAGCUAUUGGACGAGGAAGACAUGAACGAUGAAAGUUUGAAUACCAGGCCAGGAUUAUCUAAAGUUCGCUCACUGCCUGCUAAUUUCACGUACAACCCACCUAAUGAAAACUACAGUAAUAAAGAAGACUUAUCGAUAACUUUCAAUGAACGAAGAGGAUCAAGCUGUCGCUCCAACAAACCAUUUAAGUAUAGAAUGAAACGCAGGCAGACGUUCCAUACCCAUCAGCGGAGUUCAUUAUUUCCAAUCGUGUCUACGCCAAUACAUUUUGAGGUUGCCGAAGUGAUAAAGCCUGCGAGCAAUCUCAGCGUCCCACGCAUCAUAUCACAACAUCAUAUUUCAAACUUUGGUAGCACAAAGUACCUUCAUCCACCUGCUAUAUCCGACGUGGCUGAAGACAAGUGCUACCUUACAGUUAAUAGUGCAUCGCACGAAUCCUCUCAGAGGAGGCCACCUAUCAAAUCUAGUUCCGGAGACGUAAAUGCUCAUCUCAUACCUAAGUGUUCUAGUUACCUUUUACGUAAUAGUGAGUAUCUUUCGAAGCACAGAAAAUCGAACGAUUCGCAAUCUUCUCUAGAUGCAAGUCUAAGCUGCAAGUUGCCAAAUCUGUCAGCACCGAACGCGUAUGGUAAUAAUUUAGUAAAAAAUAAGGGAGAAACGGGUACGAAAGAGGAAAAACUGCCUCUGGAUCACGAUUUGGAUGUACAGUCUGUAAUAAAUGAGAGGAGGCCGUCCAAAUUGAAAUGCAGUAAUGUCAAUGGUAAAGGAGGGUAUGUAUCAAAGACCAACAGUUUCAAUCACAUUUAUGCAAGGGAGGAGAUCGAGAACAAAGCUGUCUCCAAUGUCGAAAACGAUAUUAGGAUUUACGUCGACGACACCGAUUCACAAAGUAGCGAAAAGGAUAAAGUGACUAAUGAGGAAGAGGGUAGAGAUUGUAGGAAAAGAUCGUUAGGGGCAGUAUCGAAUAUUUCUCUGAUCAAAAAAAGUGAUACAGACGUUGUUUCAAGCUCCACAGAAGAUCUGAGAAAUUCACAGACCAAUAAUAGUCCGUAAUAGCAUUUCGUUGUACCUGUACUUUUCUGAAACAAAGAAUUUCUACUUCCGUUAAGCUUCGGAUUAUGAAGCUUAUUCCUGCAAUCAAUCAAUCCGAAACCUGAACUACUGUGUCUAUUGUGCAUUUGUAGGUGAAAAGUAUACUAAAAUGUUAUUGUAAGAUUGUUAUAUCAUUUAAAGACAGUCAGGAUAUUCUUUGCUUUGCGAAAGAUAAACCUGUAACAUUUAUUGAAACUCUGUUUUCUUGGUGAAAACGUAAAAAGGGUGUGAGAUAUUAUACCUACGUAUUCAGAGCUCUAUUAGAGAAUGUAUUUAUGAAAAUUUCUUAGCGGUU